AUGAAAAAUUCACUAAUUAGAACCUUUUAUAAAACCUCCAAACUACUAAAUGUUCCCCAGAAUGAACUAUUUAAUUAUAAACUACAUACUGAAAAACCAGAAUUUCCAAGUUCAACUGUUAAACCGAAAACUUUAACUACAUUACAAGAUGAUCAAGUAUUAAAACUUAAUGAAAUUAUACCGAGUGAUAGAUUUGGCCUUUCUCAUAACUACAUUUCAAUUAUGGAUUAUUUUUAUGGGAAUUUACAUCAUUCACAUCAUGUUUUUUAUUCAUCAUUAAUUAACGAACGUAUGAAACGGGCAUUUAAAGUCGAAAAGAAGAAAUUUAUCGAUUUAAAAAUUAUAAAAUGUACUACAGGAAAUGGAGGUAAUGGAAGUAUAAGUUUUUUUACCGACACUUUCAAGUCUUUUGGUCCUCCAGAUGGUGGUGAUGGUGGUAAUGGAGGAGAUAUAUAUAUAAAUGUGCUAGAUAAGAAUAAAAAUCUCAAUUCAUUACAUUAUUUAAAAAGAAGUUAUGUUGCAGGUAAUGGAGAAUCGGGUAAAAGUGGGCAACUAGAUGGUAAAAAUGGACAGGAUUUAAUUAUAGAUGUGCCUUUGGGUACAAUUAUCAGAUGGAUUCCAGAGCCAACUAAAAUAAAACCAAUAUUAUCAGCUCGUGAAGGUGAUUCAUUAGAUGAUUUAUAUCUUGAAUUUUAUAUGGAUAAUGAAUCAAAUAUUCAAUUGAAAAGAGAUGGAGGGUAUGAACCUGGUGAAGGAUGGAUUUUUAAACAAAAUCCAAAAGAAUAUUAUCUUGAACGUGAUUUUUUCAAUGAUUUGAAUAAGAAAAUAACUGAAUAUGAUUUAGAUUUACAAUCAGAAGAAGAAUUUAAUGAUAGAUUACCUAUUGCUGGUUUAGAUUGUAAUCAAACUACAGAAAAACCAAUUCUUUUAUUGAAAGGAGGUAAAGGUGGUCUUGGAAAUAUGCAUUUCUUAACACCAGAUGUUAAAAAUCCAAGAUUUUGUAAAAUUGGAAGAAAGGGAAUAACAGUAAAUUUUUUACUUGAAUUGAAACUUAUUGCUAAUUUAGGAUUAGUUGGUUUACCAAAUGCAGGAAAAUCAAGUUUAUUAAAAUCUAUAUCUAGAGCUAAUCCAAGAGUUGGACAUUGGGAAUUUACUACAUUACAACCUACAAUAGGUACAAUUCAACCUAAUUCACUCAGAGAUGAUAGUUUUACAGUUGCUGAUAUUCCAGGUAUUAUAAAAGGUGCUUCUGAAAAUAAAGGAAUGGGGUUGGAUUUUUUAAGACAUAUUGAAAGAUCAGGUGGUCUUGUAUUUGUUAUAUCAUUGGAAAAUAAAGAUCCUUCAAAAGAUUUAAAAAUUUUGAUUGAUGAAGUGGGUGAAAAAAGAAUGAAUGGAAAGAAAGUUUUAGUAGUAGCUACUAAAGCUGAUUUAAGUGAACACGGUGAUAACUAUAAAGUAUUGAAGAAAUAUGUUGAAGAUAAUUUUAAUGAUUGGAAAAUUGUACCUGUUUGUGCUGCAAAUGGUGAAAAUAUAGAUAAAUGUAUAAAAUUAAUGAGUGAAAUUGCAAAAAUGGAAGAUAAAUCAAUGAAUACUUGA
This is a messenger RNA of Insectozyma verbasci, 1596 nucleotides long. Lineage: Eukaryota; Fungi; Ascomycota; Pichiomycetes; Serinales; Debaryomycetaceae. The record is from the annotation of a GenBank genome assembly.